UUAUAGUGGAAGAUUCAAGGAGACAAAAUGUCCAAGUUGAUUUUGUAUGGUACGGAGGCGAGUCCUCCUGUUCGGGCUGUUAAAUUGACCUUGGCCGCCCUUGAUGUCCCCUACGAUUACGUGAAAAUAAAUACAUUGGCAAAGGAGACCCUUUCCCCGGAGUUUCUGAAGAAGAAUCCCCAGCACACGGUGCCCACAUUGGAGGACGAUGGGCACUUCAUCUGGGACUCACAUGCAAUAUGUGCCUAUCUGGUGUCCAAGUACGGGAAGAGUGACAGUCUCUAUCCGAAGGAUCUUCUCCAGCGAGCUGUGGUGGACCAGCGACUGCACUUUGAAUCCGGUGUGGUCUUCGUUGGCGGACUGAGAAGCAUCACCAAGCCACUUUUCGCCUCCGGUCUGAGUACGAUUCCCAAGGAGCGUUACGAUGCCGUCAUCGAGAUCUACGACUUCGUGGAGACUUUUCUCACUGGACAUGAUUAUGUUUCUGGAGGUCAGCUAACAAUUGCGGACUUUAGCCUCAUCACAUCAAUCACAGCUCUGGCAGUAUUUGUGGAUAUCGAUCCGGUUAAAUAUUCCAAAAUUACUGCCUGGAUCAAGAAGCUAGAAAAGCUGUCUUUCUUUGAAGAUGCCAAUGGCAAGGGGGCCCGAGAAUUGGUCACAAUUCUUACAAAAUUCAAUUUUUCUUUCUCAUCUUAGUAUUCCUUUUAACAUUAUUGAAACACUUUUUUUGUAACAAUAAAUAAAGUAAAUGUAAACAACAGUUA
Drosophila rhopaloa is the source of this 764-nucleotide messenger RNA. Its product is annotated as glutathione S-transferase 1-like. Lineage: Eukaryota; Metazoa; Arthropoda; Insecta; Diptera; Drosophilidae. Bases 28 to 696 code for a protein of 222 amino acids. Gene Ontology annotation, biological process: glutathione metabolic process. The transcript has a single exon. The record is from RefSeq and is a predicted model, not a curated record. Gene Ontology annotation, molecular function: glutathione transferase activity.